This is a messenger RNA of Puntigrus tetrazona (Sumatra barb), 736 nucleotides long. RefSeq names its product SNU13 homolog, small nuclear ribonucleoprotein b (U4/U6.U5) (gene snu13b). Gene Ontology annotation, molecular function: RNA binding. The record is from RefSeq and is a predicted model, not a curated record. Lineage: Eukaryota; Metazoa; Chordata; Actinopteri; Cypriniformes; Cyprinidae. Gene Ontology annotation, biological process: mRNA splicing, via spliceosome; maturation of SSU-rRNA; ribosome biogenesis. The transcript has 3 exons. Bases 210 to 596 code for a protein of 128 amino acids. Gene Ontology annotation, cellular component: U4/U6 x U5 tri-snRNP complex; nucleolus; box C/D methylation guide snoRNP complex.
CGCAGUGUCUCUACCACAAACACGUGUUGUGAGCCGCUGUAGUAGCGAAGAUCCCACAGCUUCUCUGGUAUACGAAGCGAUUUCUUUAGUUUAAUUGCUAAACUCUAUACAUUUUCUGUUUAGUUAAGUAGUACUGUCCUCCGUGAAGCUCUUGCCGAGAGGACCCGUGUGUUUGUAAGUCGGUAACAGGCCAAAAUACAACAGACAUAAUGACUGAAGCUGAAGUGAACCCGAAAGCCUAUCCUCUGGCAGACGCCACGCUCUCCAAAACCAUCUUGGAUCUGGUUCAGCAGGCGUCGAACUACAAACAGCUGAGAAAGGGGGCUAAUGAAGCCACCAAAACUCUUAACCGUGGGAUUUCUGAGUUCAUCGUGAUGGCUGCCGAUGCUGAACCUCUGGAGAUCAUCCUGCACCUGCCGCUGCUGUGUGAGGAUAAGAACGUGCCGUAUGUGUUCGUGCGCUCUAAACAAGCUCUGGGACGUGCGUGUGGGGUGUCAAGACCUGUCAUCGCCACAUCGGUCACCAUCAAGGAGGGAUCGCAGCUGAAACCUCAGAUUCAGUCUGUGCAGAUGGCUAUUGAAAGACUCCUAGUUUGAGCUGAUAUUUUUGUUUUUAUAAAUGAUCUUUUUGUACAAUCCUUCAGAGGUUUUUUUUUUUUUUUUUUUUAAAGAAUCAAAUAAUGUUGAGUGUGUUUCUCAGCUAUUGACUGCCGGAAUAAAGUUCGGUUGAAAUCAAA